Molecule: messenger RNA, 1498 nt
Organism: Setaria italica (foxtail millet)
Lineage: Eukaryota; Viridiplantae; Streptophyta; Magnoliopsida; Poales; Poaceae
Product: peptide deformylase 1A, chloroplastic
Exons: 5
Coding region: 27-803 (258 amino acids)
Biological process (GO): N-terminal protein amino acid modification; peptidyl-methionine modification
Cellular component (GO): mitochondrion; chloroplast
Molecular function (GO): peptide deformylase activity
Source: RefSeq, a predicted model, not a curated record
CCGGCCCUGCUAGCUACACCAACAAGAUGGUUGCGCUUCUCCGCUCACUCCCCCCCGCCGCCGCCGCCACGCUCCUCCUCGCCCCCGCCGCGCAGCUCACUAGUUCCGCAGUCGCCGCUAGUGCUGUCAGCGGUAGGCGGUGGAGAAGCGUGAGGACGAACGCCGGUGGGGGUUGGCUUUCCGGGUUGUUGGGAGGCAAGGGCGGCGGCGCGCCCACGGCGAUGACGGUGACUCCGGGGACCGUGAAGGCCGGCGACCCCGUGCUGCAUGAACCGGCACAGGAGGUGGCGCCAGGGGACGUACGGUCCGACAGGGUCCAGGGCAUCAUCGACCGGAUGAUCGACGUCAUGCGCAAGGCCCCCGGCGUCGGCCUCGCCGCCCCGCAGAUCGGCGUCCCGCUCAGGAUUAUUGUUCUCGAGGAUACCCAAGAGUACAUCAGUUAUACAUCCAAGAAGGACAUAGAAGAGCAAGAUCGCCGCCCUUUUGCUCUUCUUGUUAUUAUUAAUCCCAAGCUUAAGAACACAAGUAAAAGAACUGCACUUUUCUUCGAGGGUUGUCUGAGUGUUGAUGGAUAUAGGGCUGUCGUGGAGCGACAUCUAGACGUUGAAGUUUCAGGUUUGGACCAUAAUGGGAACCCCAUUAAGGUACAGGCCUCAGGAUGGCAAGCACGCAUCCUACAACAUGAAUGUGACCAUCUUGAAGGCACGCUGUAUGUUGACAAGAUGGUCCCAAGGACAUUCAGAAUUGUUGAUAACUUGGAUAUGCCGCUUCCAAUUGGAUGUCCUCCACUCGGUGCAAGAUAAUGUGGAUAGCUUGCAAUCUUUCCUCAUCAAAUAGAGGCAUUUAGAUGGCUCCAUACAAUCAGGGCAGCAGAGUGAUUAUUUUCCUUCAAUCACUCUUACCAGGAAGGCUACAAAAUUUGGACAACUGUUUCAGAGGCAUUAAUUUGCAGGUCAUGAUUAUGAAAAUGUAGAAGAGCUUUCAGAUGAUAAAUGUAAUCAUGCAUUAUAACCAAAGCCAUCAACAUAACUUGCAAAAUAACAGUUGUUCAAAUCUGUGCUCUUGCUCUUGAGAUUUUUAUGCUUUACUGGAUGCAAGAGAGAAAUCAGUUGUGUAGUGUAAUGCUAUAGUUUAGAAUCAAAGAAAGAGAAAUAUGAAGGUCCUGUGGAAGGAAAUAAGACAAAUAAUACAGGGAACACAACUAAUACAAAUCAGACUAGUGUUCCUUGGCAUAGGAGGCGUGGAAUGAUGGAGCAGAAAGAACACUGAAGCUGGUUGCAGUAGUUUAGCAAUUGAGGUUUUCUUAUCAUAAAUUCAUGGUACCUCAUGCAAUGAGAAGUACAAAAUGUUAGAAACAGAGAAAAAUGUGAUUUUUUUUUACUUUUAACUUAUUAAGUGCCCACCUAUAAGAGCUUCUAUGGUUUCACCGUGUGUUUCGUUUGUAACAGAUUACAAGAGACAAACUUGUUCAUCGUUUAUCAUUUGCAUCUUUCUUUUA